This is a messenger RNA of Siniperca chuatsi (mandarin fish), 2006 nucleotides long. RefSeq lists its product as uncharacterized. Lineage: Eukaryota; Metazoa; Chordata; Actinopteri; Centrarchiformes; Sinipercidae. The record is from RefSeq and is a predicted model, not a curated record. The coding region runs from base 1 to 699 and encodes 232 amino acids. The transcript is spliced from 4 exons.
AUGAAAGUGAUUGUACAUGAUAAAUACAUCAAUCACUCUACAUGCUUCACCAAUGGAACGUUCAAGCUGCAUAAUGCACGGAAGACAGACUCUGGAGAUUACAAGCUGCAAACAUAUGCAUCUGAUGGAAAACUGUUGCAAACAAUCAACAAGCAUCUAGAAAUACAAGCUCCAGUGUCAAAGCCAGCUGUGUCUCAGAUGUGUUUGUCACCAGAACAGAUGAACAUCAGCUGCUCCUCUGAGGGAGACGGAGUAGAGUUCAUUUUGACUUUGGACGGCCUCUUAUUGAUGCAGACCACAGGCCACAGCCAGUCCCUGAGCAACUGGACAGUAAACAUGCAGUCACUGGCUGGGAGUAAACCUGAACAAGACAAACCCAGUGUUUCAAAUGUUACCAUCAGCUUACACGGUCAGCUGACUGGAAACUUGAUGUGUAAUGUUCGAAACAAUGUCAGCAGAGAAGAAACAGUUAUCCGUCUUACAAGCUGUAAAGGUUUCAUUUCUCACUCCUCUUUCGUGACUGUGGCUGUUAUAGCAAGUGCUGCAACUCUACUUCUCCUUUUGGCUCUGUUUCUUGGUAUCAAACAUUUAAAUAAGAAACCAAGACCCAUGACUGUUAAUGAAGAUAACACUGAAGAUGAAAUUGUCUACUCAGAUGUAAGAGUGAUGAAAGAUACAAGAAAAUCCAGACCCAAUUGACAUCAAAAUGCAACUUUAAUUUUAAAACAUUAUUCAUGACCUUGCCUUAGCCUAAACCCUAACCUUAACCAAAGGAAUUCCCCCUAUAUAUAAUAUUUGUUUACAUUUUGGAAAAUUGGCACCAUUAAAAGUAUACAGAAUUAGCUAUUAGCAGUUCCUGUUUGCAAUGUACCCAUAAAUAUACAGACAACUAUCACAGGAUUAUUUUGAUGACUCUCAGGAAGGUUCUGUAGUUGUAAGGAGGGUCUUUUUGUUUAUUUGCGCUAGACAUCAAUGACAAUAUCAUACUCUGAAAGUUUAAGUCACAAAAAUCUAAAAAUAUGUGUAUCAUCCAUGAACCGUGUUGAUAAGCAGGUCAAAUGAGUGAACCAAACUACAAUGAUUAACAUCCUGUUGUUUUUACAACACCGCUCACAUAAACUAUAACCCAGUUUCACUGAGCUGCUACGAUGAACUGACACACCACCACGACUACAUGAAGCAGCACAGAGAUCAAAGUGAAAGUGCAGUCUAGAUUUUACAUUAAAAAGGCCACAUAUCUAUAAAGAGAGAUAAAGCAAUGAUCCACAGCUAAUCAUAAAGAAAAAACAAAUCUCUCCUCAGUAGCAAAAAUGGGAUGGAUAAACAGAUACAUUUCCUUGGUCCACAGUCAGUUUUAACUCAAGACCAGUCAUGGCUACAUCACCCUGUUGUUAAAACGCUCCUCACACAAUCAGACAGUACAGACAUCUAUACCAACCAUCCAUUAUCCAUCCAUGCCAAUUCCUUAUUAAAGUGUCAUUUGUCAUUAUGUUUGUGAUUUUUAACUGCUGUAGAAAGUUAUCACGGUUAGUGUACAAACCUAAAUAAUGACAGGAACACCUCACAUAGUGCAUGAUCAUUCAGAAGAGAAUACUUUUCUUAGUGCUUUCCUUGAAUCUUUGUUCACUGGCAAGGCGUUGAUGACAAAUAACCACUUUCUUGAUUCUUAUCACGCAACAAGACAACUGACAAGAAGAGCAUACACCAGCCUGUUACUGAUACAUUUUCAGGUCAGUCUUCAACAGCCAGGAAGAAGACAACCACAUUUUGAAGUGGUAUAAAACUAACAACCAUAUAAUAGUGGAAAGGCCAUAUGUGAAACCAAGCACCCUUUAAUUUUUAAGUUUUUUAGGAUAUAGAAGAAAUUUAACUUAAGGUUUUAAUGUUAAUUUGAUUUAUGUAUUACAGCAGAAGAAAAAGGACUUCUCAUCUACAUAAUCAUCACAGCUCUGGCAAAAAGCACAUUUCAGUGAAUAUAGUAUAUAUUAUAAUAGUAUUGUGUAUAU